Molecule: messenger RNA, 6469 nt
Organism: Pocillopora meandrina
Lineage: Eukaryota; Metazoa; Cnidaria; Anthozoa; Scleractinia; Pocilloporidae
Source: the annotation of a GenBank genome assembly
AUGAGAUUUAUACCCAAUUGGAUACAGUUGGCAACGAAUCUUGAUGUCGACGUGAAUGUCAUUAAAAGACUUGGGCAGUACAGUGACUACAGUCCUACCAUCCGAUUGUUUGAAUUCCUCGAGGUCACACAACCGGAUUUAACGAUUAAACAACUAAAAGACGCGCUACUGGAGAUCAGGAGGAACGACUUGUUUAGUUUGCUGUCCACGAAAGGUAUGUUGAGUAGAGCAUCUUUAACGCGUGCAAUAGUAGAAGGAUCUAUUCCGAUUUAAAAUUUUUUAUCACAUUAACAAAUUGCAGCAUUUAAAUAACCUCCUUUCAUUAUUAGGUGAUAGCGCUAAACUAUUUAGCCUCAAAAGCUUUUAAGCGACUCACUUGUUCUUCUGAAACAAUCACUAAGAGAAUAAUACUUUUGUCUCCCUCACGCGAAAGUAUCUCCAAAAUUUUCUUUUCUAGUUUGCAGCUUGGUUGCUUCCAAAAAUAUCGAAACGCCUGUAACUUCUUCGAGUAACAUACCUCUGAGGGAUUAUUAAACUGUGAGAUUGAGGUUUUCUCCCAAGUUUCAACCAUUUAGUACGAAAAGGUUUUCGAAUUUUCCUCGGGUGGGACUGGGUUUGAUCACCGGCAUUACAGUUCUGCCGUCACGAUCAAAGUGAUGACAAAUAAUGUGAAAUAGGCGUAAUGCUAAAAAACGAAAUAGUGCCAAAACAUGUGACGUAUAUUCCUCUCUCUUAGCCGGGUGCAUUGACUCUGAAAAAGUAAAAGACAUAAUCACGUCGCGAAAUAUUCAAGCUCCUUCGCCAACAGCUGGGCUUUUAGAUGAAAUUGCAUUGGCCCUAGACGUCACCUCUCUGGUAUUGUCAAGCUGGUCCAACUUGGCAAUAAAACUGGACGUGCCAAGAAAAACUUGUUGGGAGUUUGAACGACGUUCAACAGAUGAUCCAACCCACAAUCUAUUGCAUUAUUUAAUUACUACUUGUCCAGAAAUGAAACUAAAAACUCUGAAGGAUGCCCUGGAUUCCAUCAAAAGGAAGGAUGUACUAAAAAUUCUACAAGAACAGAAUCAAGGAGGUACUUACCGUAAACAUUAAUUUACCCCAGACAGAGUAAGUUAUGAUCUUUUGGGCUCCAGGAAAAAACUAGCAAAACCUUGGUAACGGUGAAGACUGUCUAGUGUAGCCUUGGGCCUAACUCUGUUAAAAAACAUGGACUUUUCUUUGGAUUUCUCUCUGAAAUAUGAAUUGCUACAUAAAUGCAGAUGUCAGUUUUCCGAUGAGGGAUCAAGCAGUAUUUCCAUGGUUUCCCUGUCAACAACUAGAGACAUUAUCAGACAUAACUUGCCUCUUGAUUUUAAUCAAGAUUUUGAUUUGAAACAUAAAUGCCAAGAUCUUAAAAGUUCUUGGCAUUUGUGAAUCGAUGAACUGAAAGAUAAGUGAAAUAACAGUGUAAAGUUUUCGAUUUACCGAUGUUUUUUCCUUUGUAGAUGAAGUAUUUCUGAAGGACGUAAUGGCACAAAAACCGGAACUUGUAGAAACAAUAGCAGAAAACCUUAACCGCGAAGAAGUACCAGGCGUCAAAAACUGGAUCCAUCUCGCCAGCAAACUGAACGUGCCCGAUGAUGUGCGUCAGGAAUUUGGUGCGACCGAACAAAAGCGGAAAAGUCCCACCAAGGAAGUUAUUCAAUGGGUGGCCGUUAACUUACCGGAGAAAACAUUAAGUGACGUCGCAAAUGCGUUGGACAGGAUCCAGCGUAACGAUGCUAUUCAGAUUAUAUCGAAGCAAUUUCCAGACACAGUUGGUGAGUAAUCACUUUGAGAAUGGUUCGUUUUACAUAUAAUGAUAAUCAUAGUAACAGUAAUUUAGCAGUGGACAUUCCUCUCGAUGGCUCUUCCUGUCCUCUAUUUCCUAGUCGAAAUGGAAUUUGGAAUGUUAGUUUUUGUAGAGGGACCCAGAGAAAAACCCUCGGAGCAAGGAGGACAACCAACAAAACUUUUAACCCGGAGAUAUGAAGCCAGAUCCGGAAUUCCGGGAAUCCGGGCCAGAUCCAGGCCACAGCGGUGGGAGCCAAGCACUAUCACCACUGCGCCAUUCCCACUCCACUGUUAAUUACACAAACAAACUAUUAAUUCAGUGGGUCCAAAAACUAUUUGCAAUUGCUACUUAUGCCAGUCUACAUACGAUCUCUUGCUUCGUGAAGAGUGUGAUAAGUAUCCAUUUAAUCGUACUUGCCAUUAUUGUGCACCCUAAUCGCAGUUUCUGUUUAUCGUUUUUUCCAGAAUCAACUUUGGAGCGAUUUGGUUGUUCACCACAAGACAGUUUCAUAAUGCCUGAUCCCACAGGUCAGAAUUUAUCCACCAGCUACAAAUUGAAGGAGAAGGUUUCUCUUCCAAAGGAAGGUAAGUGGAAAACACUGAUUUUACUGUGUAGAGUGCAUGAUCCAAUGUAGUAACAAUGAAAUUUCUUGAUAAGAUUGAUAAAGAAAGCAUAAUAUUUAGGAUGAACAUCACAGUGUUAGCCAUUGCUUACAGAGAGAUUUUCCACUAGUUGUCCAAAAAAAAGGUUACCUGAGCUCUACCGUGCACUAGGCUACAGCUGAUUUUUGCGAGAAAUGCUGUGAAUUAGAGGACUGAUUUGCUGUACAUCUGGUGCCCUAUAGAUAUGGUUAGGUAGAAAAAGAUUAUUUUACCUAAGUAUUCCAGUCUCAAAAAACUGUUCUACAUUUCAGUAGCUGCAGACGUAAGGGAACAUUCAGGUCACUUCGGAACAUUGCCUGAUCAAAUAGAUUUAGUGGGCCGUAACGAAACCUGCGAAAGGAUCAUAACUGCCUUGUCUUUAAACAAGGUGGUUGAAAUUGUGGCGCCACCUGGAUAUGGGAAAACCUCUAUGGUAAUAGAAGUCGCCCAUCGGUUGAUCAACGAGAAAAAGUUAAUCGCUUAUGUUAAUCCAAGAGGUGUCACUUGUGUAGAAGACUUGGCAAGCGAUAUCAUCGAAGCUUUAGGUUUUGUUCCCAGCGAAGAUACUAUCACUGAGGCAACUCGUCGCAUACGUGCCUUAAAAGCAAAGUCAACGGUGCUUCUUAUCGAAAACAUUGACAACUUACUUCACCUCGAGACUCAAGUUCGCAAGGAUAAAUACCUGCAAGAGCUGAACUCCAAAAAUUAUUGCACCAAAAUGCGCGGAAAAUUUACAAAGGAUGAAUUCUUGUCAUUUCUAAAAGACAUAGGGGAAUGCCCAACAAUUCAUCUUGUUCUAACAUCUAGAGAAUUCUAUGAUUUCAGUGUGUCUUUCCCUAUUGAGCUGAUUGAUUUAGAGCCUCUGAAAGACAAUGAUUCAGCUACUUUGUUCAAAAAGUGUGACGACAAACUGGACGAAGGCUUGAUAAAUGAGCUGGUCAGAGUUUGUGGCGGCAUUCCUCUCAUUAUCUGUACUGUUCGCUCAAUUCUUAGAAGAGAAAAUCCAGAGAGGUUCACCGAAAGACUUACCACAUGUUCACCUCAAACUCUUCGUAAACUACUGAGCCCUGACUUUCUAGCGAGUGAGGAACGCAUCUACAAGUGUCUACAGAUCUGUUUUAAUCGCUUCAGUGACGAGAACCAGAAGAUAUUUGUAAUGUUCUCAACAUUUCCGAACGGAUUUACGGAAGAACAAUUUCACGCGUGCUUCAAGUCUUCUGUUGAAGGUGAUCUGCAGAUGUCUCUUAAUUGCUUGAAACAAAGCAGCCUCCUAAACUUUGACAGAAAUAACUGUCUUUACUCUCUACAUCCUUUUAUAAGAAACUUUUUUUCAUCAAUGCCUGAACACAAAGAUGCCAAAUCAGUCUUCUUACGUCACUACAGUGAUUUGAUUGUUUCUCUUUGCAAAAGAUUUUUGAGUGCUGAUACGAAGUCUGCAAUUAAUCGCUACAGAUGUGAAAAGGACAACGUUCGAGAGGCUAUGGCUUGGUGUGGAAAUGAUCAUCCUGAGCUUGAACAAACCGUGAGGGAGCACUGCGUUACUGCUUUCAACGAAGCCGCCGUAUUUCUCGCAAAGAUGAUGCGAAAACAAGAGUUUGUUUCCCUCUUUUGCAAGUUUGCGUAUCGAUGUCAACAUGACAGGCAUCUAUUGAGUGCCUGCUUGACAAACAUUGGAGUUAAAAUAGUUUUAAGCUGCACAUGCAAACCGUACAUUUUCCCUAGAGCGUUAUAUCAAGCGAAGAGAUUUUUGGCACGUGCUAAGCAAAUCCACUCAGAGCUUACUGACGUGAAUGAAGCUACGCGCGCCCACUGCUUGAGUAAGCUUGGAUUCUGUUGUGUUCGAGAGGGACGCAUUAACGAAGGAUAUGACUAUCUCAACGAGGCCAUAGAAUUAAGAACAAAGAGAGAAAAAAAAUCAGAUGAGACCCAGGACAUAGUCAUGUUAGGAGCGUGUUAUAAUGAUAUAGCAGGUUGGGAAAAAAUGGUAUAUUUCUUACUCACCUAUAUUUUAUUUUCAUGGAAGGACACUCUCCAGUGAGGAUGCACUACAAUUAGUUAUGUUGGCUGUCUCACCUAUUUAUUAUAAGCAAGUUUAGUUAGGAUCUCAAAAAGGACCUUGCAUGAGCUUUACGGUGCUUCAAAAAAGAAAUUUACGAGUAGGUCGAUCUCUGAGAUCUUGGUAAAAAAAAACCACACAUAUAUUCAUUAAAAACGAGGUCAAUCCGACAAGGUUGAGCCCUUGUUGAAUUUUUCUUCUCAUUUACGUGUGUUUCGUUUCAGCUUCUCUGAUGGUGCAAAGGAAACACAUGUGUGCUAUUCAAACAAGACUCUGCUAUGUGCUUCCUCUCUAUGAACAGAACCUCGGGGAGCAUCCUUUCACGGCAACAACACUCGACUGGAUUGGCAACAGUUACCACGCCUUGGGUGACUACGAAAAUGCUGUUAAAUAUAUCGGUAAAUCAGUUGAAAUGAGAAAGCAACUGCUGGGGCACCAUCAGGAAACUGCGAGGUCUCUUCAUGAUUUGGGAGUGGCUUGCAGCGAGAAAGAAGAUUACCUAAGGUAAUAUGAGUAGAAGCAUUGCUACUUAUGCCCAAAUAUCCCAUUAGUCAUUCCUAUAUUAAUUAUUCUCAGGCCUGAUGUCAUCUUAGGAAAGUGGCUUAGUACAAUGUGUUCAGUUGAAUGACUGAGAUGCCAACUAAAGCAUAUCGUUAUCUUAAAUAUCCAUUUUUCAGACGAAAGAUGUCAUUCUCUUUUAUUGGGAUCUGCGUUUUAGGUGGAUUACAGCCAUGCGGAAUACUUAACAAACUGUUCUCAUAGUCUUUAUCAAUGAUUCAUCCAUGAGAAAUUAAAGUAAAGCAGAUUAACAUUUGAUGCUUCUCAAUCUUAUAGCGCCCAUAGAUAUCUUAAAGAGGCAAUUGAUUUACAAGAAGAAGUAUCAGACACACAUCAUCAACUGAUUCACACUCACCAAGACAUGUCAAUUGCUCUGCGUGGUCUCGGAAGAAACAGCGAGGCAGAGGAAGAAAUGACACGUGCUGCGGAGUGCGCAAAAAAAUUGGAAAAGGAAGAAAAAGAAGAAGAAAAAGAUUGGAUGGAUUUCUCAUGAACAGAAAUAAGAUUUUGAAAAAGGGAUCUUUCACACUGUAAGGAAGCAAAACAAUCUUUUGAUUGAUCGAUGGGCUCUCGUGAACACUUAAUCAGCGCAGUGACUCGCUAAGUCCGUCCUUUCUUAGACCUCCAUACGUGUGUAUCAGUUAUUCGAAACUUUGGAAGAACCCCUGUUAGAUUCUUGUCGGUGAGUGGCUGUAAUCAGCCAAUUUUUAAGGUUUUUUUUUCGAAAAAGGAAGAUAUUUAAUUUUACAUCACAUGCUACAUCCUGUUAUCUUCGUGAAGAGCUUCCGAGUGUGAUAAGUAUCCAUUUAAUCGUACUCACCAUUAUUGUGCACCCUAAUCGCAGUUUCUGUUUAUCGUUUUUUCCAGAAUCAACUUUGGAGCGACCUGGUAUUUCACCACAGGACAGUUUCAGAAUGCCUGAUCCCACAGCCGACUUUCAAGUUUUUUUCGAAAAAGGAAGACAUUUAAUGUUACAUCCUAUUCUACAUCCUGUUAUCGAGCAGAGGUUAACCUUCAAUUGUGUUGGCAAGUUGACAUUUCCCAAAUUCAUACUGGUUCUCAACAUGACAAACCAAAAACCCACAUUGUUGAUAACUCUUAACAAAAAAAUCAUCGUUAGUUAAAUUGAGCGAUCAGGUAGAAAUAGUAAAAAGUGUUGAAGAAACAUUUUUAUCGUAUUUUGCCUGAGGAAAUUGUCAAAUAAAUGAUAAAAAUGUGGCGACAAAGAAGCGCUCGGCAGAGGCUAAGUUUGAAUUAAAGGUACAGGUAAAUUGUCCAACAAGUUGUUUUUUGCAUUAAAAGUUUACACAUAAAUAAAGGAUCCCUUGCCUCAAGUAGCCGUUACCAAUAUUAACAUCAUCAUCAUCAUCAUUUUAAGCUGAUGGCAAAGUUCAAAGCUAG